AUGCCACUGCUUGUGGCUCGUUUUGUUUUGGGAUACUCCCGGGCAAUCCCCCGAUUAGCUGAGACCGCAUUUCCUCAUCAACGUCAGACAAUAUCAUCAUUUACACGCCUUUACUAUUCAACAUUUCAAUCACAUUCCAUUUCGUCUGUCAAGACUGCUGUCCAGGCAAAUGUUCCGCGCCAAGUUGCUUGCCCUGAAUUUUUUAAAACAACAACUUCCUGCACUGGUUCUCUAUUGGCACUUGCAGUUGGACUUCGGGUUUCAUUUGAUCCGUCUGUUCUUAGUUUCCGUAAAGUGCAUUGUGAGGCACGUUCGUUAGUUGUUCGUGAAUCUGUAACCCCUGCAAAGGUUCUGGCAAAAAUUGAGCAGCCCAGAGAGUCACUUUCGAGUGCUAUUUGGGAAUUAGUGAAACCCGAUUUAUUUCUUUUGGCUUGUAUUGUGCUGACUGCCGUAGCUGCAGCUGUGGUUUAUCUUCAGACACCUGUUGUAACAGGCGAACUGAUCAAUGUUCUUCAAUUGAGUUUCACCUCAGGUGCUUUAUCUAUACAGGACCUUAAUGGGCCUGCUAUUCGAUUACUGGCUCUUUUGUCUGCCCAAGGUUUCUUUACUUUUGCCCACAUCACUCUUGUCUCUCUGUUUGGUGAAAAGGUUGCUGUUCGCCUAAGACGCGACCUGUUCUCUGCUAUGGUACGCCAGGACAUGUCUUUUUUUGAUGACCAUAAGUCAGGAGAAUUGGUUGGUCGAUUAACAUCAGACGUAGCCGAUUUCAAGCAUACCUUUAAACAAGUCGUAACCCAAGGCCUCAAAUCGAUAACUCAGACAGUUGGAUCGGCCAUUCACUUGUUCCGUAUCUCUGCUCCCUUGACCCUUACAAUGUUAGCCACAAUGCCUAUUCUCUAUGUUCUUUUGAAUGUGUACGGCGCUUAUCUCCGUAAAUUGAGUAAAAUUGGAAAGAGUUUGGAUAGUGUAGCAAGUGGAUUGGCAGGAGAGGUCCUAUCGAAUAUGAAAACAGUACGUGCAUUUGCUUCAGAGGAACGUGAGAUGGAACAUUACGGAGCUGCUUGUCAAGAAGUAGCUGAGGCUAACGAGUAUAUGGGAUUCCAUAUUGGAAUUUUCCAAGGCCUGACAAAUGUCUCAAUUGGUUGUAUGGUUCUUACUGUGCUUUACUAUGGUGGAUCUUUGGUUGUACGCAACGAGAUGACAUGCGGUGAACUAAUGACCUAUAUGCUCUCCACUCAAACUGCUCAGCAAUCACUUGUCUCUUUGGGUGUCUUGUUUAGUCAAACCAUCAAGGCAGCUGCUUCUGCAUCGCGUGUAUUUGAGUUCAUUCAUUUGGCGCCUAAUGUCCCUUUGCAUGGUGGUUUGAUGCUAGAACAUGUUGGAGGAGAUCUUGAAUUUACCCAGGUAGUAUUCCGCUACCCCACACGUCUUGACCAGCCUGUCUUGGAUCGAUUCGACCUGGUUGUUCCUCAGGGAACUACUGUUGCUCUGUGCGGUCCUUCAGUUGCCUCAUUGAUCGAGCGGUUCUAUGAGCCUUUGGAAGGUAGCAUUCGACUGGACGGACAAGAACUGAGAACCCUGGAUCCUUCCUGGCUGAGACAUAACGUUGGAUUCAUAAACCAAGAGCCCGUGUUAUUUGCCACUUCAAUUGCGGAAAAUAUCCGGUAUGGUCGGCCCGAGGCAACGAUGGAAGAAGUCAAGGAGGCUGCCAGGAAAGCAAAUGCUGCUUACUUUAUUGAGGGUUUCACGGAUGGCUACGACACAAUGGUUGGUGAGAGAGGUGCCUCGCUUUCUGGUGGACAGAAGCAAAGAAUUGCCAUUGCUCGUGCCAUUCUAAAGGAUCCCAAGAUUUUGAUAUUGGAUGAAGCAACCUCUGCCCUAGACACUCACUCUGAAAAGAUGGUUCAAGAAGCAUUAGAUCUUUUGAUGAAGGGAAGAACUGUUGUGGUGAUUGCCCACAGAUUGUCGACCAUUCGAUCUGCAGACAAGAUUGUGGUGAUGGGCCGAGUCCCUGGCAAUGUUCUUGAACAAGGCACCCACGAUGAGUUGAUGGCCAACCAGUCAGCGUAUUUUAGACUCCACAGCCAGCUUUCCCAUGCCAACCCUAUUCUAUAA
Phycomyces blakesleeanus NRRL 1555(-) is the source of this 2115-nucleotide messenger RNA. RefSeq lists its product as hypothetical. The record is from RefSeq and is a predicted model, not a curated record. Gene Ontology annotation, biological process: transmembrane transport. Bases 1 to 2115 code for a protein of 704 amino acids. NCBI's taxonomy places the organism in Eukaryota, Fungi, Mucoromycota, Mucoromycetes, Mucorales, Phycomycetaceae. The transcript is spliced from 16 exons. Gene Ontology annotation, cellular component: membrane. Gene Ontology annotation, molecular function: ATP hydrolysis activity; ATP binding; ABC-type oligopeptide transporter activity.